Ruditapes philippinarum (Manila clam) is the source of this 1001-nucleotide messenger RNA. RefSeq lists its product as uncharacterized. Lineage: Eukaryota; Metazoa; Mollusca; Bivalvia; Venerida; Veneridae. The record is from RefSeq and is a predicted model, not a curated record. The transcript is spliced from 2 exons. Bases 199 to 852 code for a protein of 217 amino acids.
CCUACGCUAUUCCAAGUAGAAAUCUUAUCAUAGUAUUUUCGUAGAAAAUUAUAUUACAAUGUGUUAUAUAAAGCCUAGACGGUUGUACAUUUGAUUAUUGUGCGACUGAAGAUACCACACGAGUCUCGUUAGGACAUUUGAUUACAGAUAAAGUAUUUUCUAUUCGCCGACUAAGAAAACCAGCGAAGACAUAUUGAAAUGACGAAACAGUACAUCGUAGUAGAUUAUGACGGUGGUAAAUCCGAAAAACCAAACAUUGCCUUUGAAUCCGUUAGUUUAGACAGUGCUUUAGAAAAAUUUGAGAAAGUGAAAACUGCAAACCAGACCAGAAGCGUCGUCCUUCUCAAUACUCUGUCUGGAGAAGUAGAGAGAGUCGCCAUUCUUGGUGAACCUAUUUUUCUCGCAAAGGCUUUAACAUAUGCCAGGACAUUUGUUCUAGAUAAAUCUUUAUUGGAAACAGUUGCAGUGGAAGCGGCUAAAGGAGGCGCUGGUUUUGUUAUUAGUAAAUUAGCCGAGGCUAUUGCUAAUGGACCUAUGCCAGGUGUUGCUGGCGUUGUUCUUGGACAUUUCAUUGCUCCUUAUUACGCCUUCAAAGGUGAUGGUGUCGCAAUGGCUAAAGCAGCAACUGGGAUGUGGGGAGGCUAUUCAGGAGCUCUUAUUGGAUUCGUGGUGGGUGGUCCUAUCGGAGCAGCUGUUGGAGGAGCGAUUGGCAGUGUCGGCAUAUCUCAAGGUGUCGGUGCGAUAUUUAAACUUGCUGAAAACCAUCCAAAGUGCGAGGUCUGCUCGGGAACGGGUUUGAUAGGUUAUUACGAAGUUUGCAAAACAUGUCACGGAUAUGGAUAUAAAAAUUGAAUGUCACAUGAAUUAAAACAAUUUAUAAAGACAAAAAAAUCUAACACUUGUUAAGAUUUCAGACAUGUGGUAAUGUUUUCUUUGGAAAAUCAAGAUAAAACGUAUCAAAUAAUUUGACUAUGUUAAUGUCUUUAUCGUAUAUAACAUUG